Messenger RNA from Branchiostoma floridae (Florida lancelet), 1353 nucleotides. Its product is annotated as alpha-2,8-sialyltransferase 8B-like. NCBI's taxonomy places the organism in Eukaryota, Metazoa, Chordata, Leptocardii, Amphioxiformes, Branchiostomatidae. Gene Ontology annotation, molecular function: alpha-N-acetylneuraminate alpha-2,8-sialyltransferase activity. Gene Ontology annotation, biological process: N-glycan processing; oligosaccharide metabolic process. The transcript has 2 exons. The record is from RefSeq and is a predicted model, not a curated record. The coding region runs from base 140 to 1006 and encodes 288 amino acids.
UCGGCGGUUUUGUAAAAUCAUGCAGUCUGUGGGCGAUAUCUGUCCUAGGAACAUUCGUAGUCAUCUGUUUAUGAAAGAUGAGUAGCGAUGAAACUGAAUUACGUCCAACGAUGGUGAUGAUGAUAAGUAAACAACGUGAAUGAUAUCAAAUCUGCGAUCAUAUCUGUCACAAUGUCACAUCUUUAAAUACAUUGUAUCUUUCAGAACGUCUACAAUGAAACUGCAUCCUGACGUUCAUCUCAGGUUAUAUAAGGUGGGCACUCAAUACAAAAAGGAUAAUUGUAACGUAAACAGAGACAUUUCCGAAGUCCACUGCCAGACAGACUACAACACUAAGAUUGGUCACUACAACACGUGUGCUGUGGUUGGCAAUAGCGGUGUGCUUCUGGGAAGUCGUUGUGGUGCUGAGAUUGAUUCCAAGGAUUACGUCAUAAGAAUCGAUAUACCCGUAGUCAGGGGAUAUGAAAAAGACGUUGGCCGACGAACCAGUAUGACGGUACUCAACCUCAGUACACCGAAACGGUUACAGAGCUCUGCACGUUUGAAAAAUAGAACCCAGGAUGUGUACGAGAGCCGCCUGAGGAACAUCGGUGGCACUGCCCUGGUGAUGGAUAAAAAGUCAAGACGCAGAAUGAUGAGUUUGGCAAAGAAGUAUCAUCUCCCAUUUUCCUUAUACACUGUCAAAGGAAGCUUAAGACGGGGGAUCAAUCCACUUGCGUCCAAGUUAGCGAAAAGAAAAAUGGUCGGGAAUCCUACCACAGGACUGGUGACCGUUCUGAUGAUGACAACGUUCUGUGACCACCCUUACUUGUACGGCUUCUUCCCUUUCCAAAAAGAUGCGAAGAAUAGACCAAUCCCCUAUCACUACUACCCGGGAGACUACAUCAAACCUAUCAAACAGAACGACGGUGGUCAUCAUCACAUGAAGCGAGAAUAUGACUUCUUUCGGAAGCUACAUAAGCAGGGCGUGCUGAAGAUGCAUGUCGGUUCAUGCGAGGAAAAGUAAAGACGUUUAUAACACAAUGCUUUGGCUACCUUAAUUUUGUACAUAAGUGUAUGUGAUUCAUGCAUGCUAAUCUAAUAUCAUGACUAACAGUUGAAUUUACGUAACAAACUUUCGUCGCUUCGUUUUCUUUUAAGAAUUUAAAACCGCUUAAUGAUUAGAUGAUGGAAUUUUUUACUUGUAACAUGUGUAAGCUAAUCAAUGAUGAACAUCAAUAUGCAUAUAUUAUGUAAAUAUUUAAGUUAUUUGGAUAGCAUCGAUAGCUUAAAAGAGAUCUACGAAAGCUUUAAAUAUUUCACGGAGGUAUGAGGUUGCCGAACUCUAUGAACACUAUACACUUGAACAGUUGC